This is a messenger RNA of Lasiodiplodia theobromae, 2394 nucleotides long. RefSeq lists its product as uncharacterized. The transcript is spliced from 7 exons. Bases 1 to 2394 code for a protein of 797 amino acids. The record is from RefSeq and is a predicted model, not a curated record. Lineage: Eukaryota; Fungi; Ascomycota; Dothideomycetes; Botryosphaeriales; Botryosphaeriaceae.
AUGGAGGCCAUCAGUGGCGGAGCCUCCGUACUCGCUUUUAUCGGAAUCGCCCUCAAAUCCACCGAGUCAGUCUACAAGACCAUAUCAGGCAUCCAGGAUGCGCCUGAGAAAGUCCAGCGCCUGUCGUCAGCAACCGAAGAUCUGCAAUCAAUCCUGAGACAGCUUUCGAGCCUUUUCGAACCACCAAACGCUGCACAGUCUUUCGACGAAUUCGAAUCAGCCAUCAGGAAAUGUGAAAGCGAUCUCGCAUUCCUGUCCAAAAAGCUUUCAACACUACAGGAUACAGCAGGCGACCGGAAGUGGAAAGCUGCCUGGAAACGGAUCAAGGCUAUCUUGGAGAAGGAAGACAUGCAGGAAAUGUGGACGACAGUGCAUCAUCACGUCACUGUCCUCGGCGUAUACUUGGGGCUGCUUCAAAGUUUUUCCGCCGUUCGCCAGAUGCAAAGCAUUUCUGCUCUCGAGCAAGCCUUCCAAACGAACACCGACCAUGUCAUCUCCAACACUCAAAAUCUUAGAGUGCAGGCUAGUUCCAUAUCUUCUUUGGAUGGGCGUCUCCAGCUUUUCGAGAGUUACUCUUCUGCCGCACAACGGAGCACUAAGCAGGCACUUGAUGUACUAGGCAAGAAGAUUGAUUCCAUGCCGUCGCUCUCGCAGAACCAGUUCGAUAUCAUCAAAGGAAUGCUGGAGCAGCUGUCCAUCCAACAAGAGCAGAAAACUGGUGAGAGGCAAAGCAAAUCCUCCCAGCUCUCUUCUACCGUCUCAGAGAUCGAUGAAGAUUCCAUCUGCGACAUCAACUCUAGUUAUACUGCCAGUUCCACAUCCAGUCCAAACCUUGGAACGUCCUCCUCCAGCAUCCUCCAAUCGAUAAUGAGGCUAUGCAGGCUCGUCGAUCACAAAGAAAAGACUAUCGGCUCCUCACAGGCAGCGGAGAUCAUUGAGGAUCUCGAAACCCUACUGAAAACGGUUCAAGACGAGCCAUCGACCAUCGCAGGAGAAAAACGCAAACGAGACGACGAAGCCGAAAUCGCAAAGUCUAACAUCAAGAGGGUCAAAGGUUUACUAACCUCAGCCUACCACAUUAAAGUCAAUAACGAAAUCGACAAGGGAACAUCCAAAGUCGUGGCCACAAAAGACGGCACGCUGCUCCUACGCACUCGUACCAGGCUCGAAAGUAGCACGUCCAUGAACGAGAGAAUUUUGGAGUUUGCUGCCAAUCUCACCUUCAUGUCAUCUCGUCCGGAGCUUAGGAUGAAGUUGUCCGCAUCCUUUUAUCAACGCAUGUUGUCAGAAGGCGGCUACCUGGUCAUUCCGCCGAUGUUAUCCGUGCACUUCAUGAUUUCCGACGACUCGGAAAUUUUCAAGCUGAUCCUAAAAAACAACCUCAAAGGGGUAGUAGGACUCAUAGAGCAAGGACGAGCAUCACUCAGAGAUUGCGACACGAAAGGCCGGUCGCUGCUUAGUGCCUCCUUUGGUGCAGGAAAAGGGAAUGAACGCCUUGCACGAGCCACUCCGCUCGCACGUCUUCUCGGAAGUUUGGGAAAUACGGAUUUUGGAAAUGAACAUUUGUUCCAGUUAUUGCAUAGCAUGCGAGAAUCAAUUGACACCGAGCAGCGGAACGAGGAUUAUUUGACACCCUUGCUUGAAUAUGUGGCUGGGAGACGUCACGGACUGAUGGUGGAUAAUUAUUUCAGCCACGCCAAUGUCAGAUUCCUGAAGUCAUUGGGUGCUGACUUCCACGCCAAAACCCCGGAUGGGAGCACAGCUUUACACAUCUCGUCGAAAUUUUGGUUAAUAGGAAGUGAUGCUUUCGUAUAUUCUGAUCGGGAGAGUCUUGUGGAGGACUUGCGGGUGCUGAUCGAAUGCGGUACACCCGUAGACGCAGUCAAUGGGGACGGCAAAACAGCUGUUGAGCAGAGCUGUAGCGUCGAUUUCGAUGAUCCUCGAGGGCGGUACAAAGACAGACUGCUCCGGCCCAAGAUAUGGCGUAAAACUCUUGAGAUCACUGGACAUGACCCAAGACAGUUUCAAGUCCUCGUGGACGCAUUUCCAGACCUGCAAGGAAAUGUCGACACCCAGACCACCUCACACACCGAGAAAAGCGAACUUGCAGCUAGUGGUUCGGCCUGCCCUCAAGAUUCUACGACUCUGGGCAGCAACAUCCGUUUCUAUCCCUGGGGCCCGGGCAGAGUCUGUACCGACACUGAGGAUAUCGCCUCUCGUCAGAGCUCCGAAGCAUCACUGGACCAUGAUCCCAGCUCUCCGGCGGCCCAGGCACGGACUUCCGAACCGCCUUCCCCGUCUCCAUCCGCCCGUUUCCGCGCACCGGCGGGCACCUUCUGGGACGUCAUCGACUACGCAGUGGAGCAGCAAGAGGGCAAUCCAUGGGAGAGUUGA